Messenger RNA from Arvicanthis niloticus (Nile rat), 945 nucleotides. Lineage: Eukaryota; Metazoa; Chordata; Mammalia; Rodentia; Muridae. The record is from RefSeq and is a predicted model, not a curated record.
CCUUUGGACUCAAGUUACUAGCGAACCGCGUCUCGGCCUCGCCAGGAAAUUACUAAAUUUCCUCUGGGAUCAAAUAGAAUUUUAUAAGAACAUAAUGGAUGGAGAGGAAAAAACCUACGGUGGCUGUGAAGGCCCUGAUGCUAUGUAUGUGAAAUUAAUACCUUCCGAUGGUCAUGAAUUCAUUGUAAAAGGAGAACAUGCAUUAACACCAGGAACAAUAAAGGCCAUGUUGAGUGGUCCAGGUCAGUUCGCCGAGAAUGAAACCAACGAGGUCAAUUUUAGAGAGAUCCCUUCACAUGUGCUAUCGAAAGUGUGCAUGUAUUUCACCUACAAGGUCCGCUCUACUAACAGCUCCACUGAAAUUCCUGAAUUCCCAAUUGCUCCUGAAAUUGCACUGGAACUGCUGAUGGCCGCGAACUUCCUAGAUUGUUAAAUAAAAUAAAUUGUAAUAAACUGUUAAUGUUUUUCAGUAUUUAAUACCUGUAGUUCAGUUAGUAAUUUUUUCACAUAUAGCAUGUUGCCUGUAUGAAAUUGAACUCUAAAGUUAAUUGCUGAGCAGAUUCAUUCUGUCAUUUGCAUAGCAGAGUUGAAAUUUGUUUGCUACAUCAACAAAUUAAGGACGUCUCACGAGCCAAAAAAUAAAUAAAUAAUGCCAGUUUCUAGGUGGUUUGUUCUCUCCUUUGGAUGUGACCUUUAAAAUUAUAAGUGAUAUAGCAAAUCCUGGAAUGUAAGCGUAAAUGAAUAUUCGACAGUUAAAUACAGGGGCUUUUUAUGUUUUUAGUGUUUUCUUUAAGAACCAGUUCUGAUCUUAAGCCACUGAGAGUUAUGCAAAUAAUUACAUGAAAAACAUGUUUAUAACUUAGCCAAACCGUGAUUUUUGUAACUCAAAGAAUAAGAGUUGAAAUUCCUUAUGUCUUUUUUGAUAAACUGCAGUAUUGUUUAAGU